Messenger RNA from Hypoxylon trugodes, 4416 nucleotides. RefSeq names its product glycosyltransferase family 2 protein. Bases 501 to 4160 code for a protein of 1219 amino acids. Lineage: Eukaryota; Fungi; Ascomycota; Sordariomycetes; Xylariales; Hypoxylaceae. Gene Ontology annotation, cellular component: cell septum; cell periphery. Gene Ontology annotation, molecular function: chitin synthase activity. The record is from RefSeq and is a predicted model, not a curated record. The transcript is spliced from 3 exons.
GCUUACUGGCACCUCCAACAACAUCCGCAUGGUGAUGUUUAUUGUCUUGUCGAUGCGCUGCUAAAUCGGACAAAUAUUUUGUCUUUUUAGACUGCGCCGCAGCCUCAUGUUGGAAAUUUAGAGAGAAGUCGCAUCACGGGUGUUCAUUAUACUUCUCUCCCCAUUUUUUUGCUUUAAUUUAGCCCGUGGGCUUUUAAGCUUUUAGACCAUUGCUAUUGUGGCAGGGAUCUUUCUCCUUUCCCUGCUGCCGCCGCCAAAACUUGGUCAACUUGGAACAUUUCGUCCCAGUUGCCCAUCACAACAAAAUCUGCCUCUACUUACCCCCUGGGCCAAUCCGCGUCUUGUCAGGGUGAGGCGCCGACCUGCAACACGUCCACCGAUCCGUGCUUUUGCAGUGACGGUGUAUAAUCGGACACUGUCUAGACCCGCGCGACUCGUUAUAUAUAGUCCCUUCAUAUCUACGCGUCAACUUCAUCUAAUUCAACUGUUCAGUUAGAACCAUGUCGCUCCCAGAGCGACCGGGGGCGGCGAGUCCGUCUUAUGAUCAUCGAACAUCCUAUCGACAGUCGCUAUCGAGACGUAACCGCCCUACCGAUAUCGAGACUGGCGCCGGUGGAUAUCACUCCGUUCCUGGAAGAAGGCAGUCUGCUCACCAGCGUGCGCCGUCGGGCAAUUCAUUCGCUGAAACCAUUCGCAAUCAUCAUGGAACUACAGAUAAAUCGCCUCUUUCCCCGACUGUGCCGGAGGACUCCCCUGCUGGUAUACCCACACGGAAAAGAAGUUUAAUAAGACCUGAAAGGAACAGGAUCGAUAAAGAUCACCCGAAUUAUUAUUAUAGGCAACAUGCCGCUAAUAUGGAGACGCUCCCUUCUUCCACGGGCAACGAUCCAGUCUUUGAAGAUAUAGAAGGAAGGACUGAUCUUUCUGCGGAUCGGACUAUCGACGCUACUUCAGAUAGUUCACCACCUCGACGACAACAUAGUGGGGACAGCGAAAAGCACAAACCUCGAGUGUCAACAAGGAAACAUUCGGGAGGCCCGAAAAUCUCCAAAGCCUCUAGGAAUUCUAAGCACCGAAAACCACAAGAAACAAUCAGCCCCCCUAGUGUGUGGAACGUGUACUGCGCUAUUAUCACGUUCUGGUCUCCUGACUUCAUUUUGGACUGCUGUGGUUUUCGAUCCAAGGCGCAGAGGAGAGCUUGGAGGGAAAAGAUGGGGCUUAUCAGCAUCAUUCUGUAUAUUAUGGCUUUUGUUGGUUUCUUGACGUUCGGUUUCCAACAGACUGUCUGCGCUUCACCUGGUGUUCGUCUCCAUGUCAACGAUGUCUCCAACGGUUACAUGAUAUUCCACGGUGUGGCCUACGAUCUAACGAAAUCCGGUCACCCUCCAGCUUUGGGUAUCCCGCGUCGCCAGGACGGAUCCCUUCCCAAUGUUCUUUACGAUCUGCCCACUAAAUAUGGUGGUAUGGAUGGCAGCUUUCUUUUCCAGAAUGUCAACGGAAAAUGCAAGGGCCUUAUCACAUUAGCCGAUGGUUCGGACGUUCCUCACGAUGCCGGCGAUUCGGAACAGCUCGCCUGGUAUUUCCCGUGCACAGCAUUUAACCAGGACGGCUCAUCGAAACCGAAUUUCACAUGGCCGUAUCACCAACUUGGUUACGCCUGUCACACCACCCAGAAAGCCAGAGACAUCUUCUACCUUGAUCUUGCUGGUACUGGCGACGUUUUCUACACUUGGGAUGACAUCAAGAACAGUUCACGCAAUUUGGUCGUAUACUCUGGAAAUGUCCUCGAUCUUGAUCUUCUCAAUUGGUUCAAUGAAACCGAAGUAAAAAUCCCAGACCGCUUCAAGGAGCUUAGAGACAAGAACUCUGUCUCUAACCAGGCAAUCCGUGGCCGCGAUAUAACACGCGCGUUCCAGAGACCUGCGGAUAAACAGAUCGCCCAGUGUUUGGAGGAGACCAUUAAAGUCGGCAGUGUGGAUACAGAUACAGUUGGAUGCAUUGCAUCCCAAGUUGUUCUUUACGUAUCUCUUAUUCUAAUUCUUUCCGUUGUCGUAGCAAGAUUUGGGUUGGCGUUGGUAUUCCAGUGGUUCAUUAGCCGCAAAUAUGCAGCCAUCAAGACUUCACAGACGGCAGACAAGAAGAAGCGAAACCGACAAAUCGAAGACUGGACCGAAGAUAUUUACCGAGCUCCCCCACGAAUGCCCGGAGAUGUUGGCAGCAGCUAUAUGGGAUCCGAUAGGACUAGCAAACGUGCUAGCACCUUCUUGCCGACGACAUCUCGAUUUUCUGCGGUUUAUGGUACUGAUAGGAGUUCUAGACGACCGCACCCGACGACUAUGGCGAGUCAGGCUACGACUGGACCUCUACUUCAUCCCAACUCGAUGUACAAGCAAGGCAAUGAUAGCAGGUCGAGCAUGCUCCGCUCCGACCCGUACGGAAGCACAGCUAGCCCACUUGACGGUUAUGGACCUGCUGGAUUUAUCCAUGAGGCUGUGGUACCCCAACCACCUUCUGAUUAUCAACCUUUCGGGUUUCCUUUGAUUCACUCUAUCUGCCUUGUCACGGCGUAUUCCGAAGGAGAGAUGGGUAUCCGGACUACACUGGAUUCCAUUGCGAUGACAGACUACCCCAACAGCCACAAAGUCAUCCUCGUUAUUUGCGAUGGUAUGAUCAAGGGUAAGGGCGAGUCUCACGCGACACCUGAUAUUGUGCUCGGUAUGAUGAAGGAUCACACUGUACCCCCCGAGGAAGUCCAAGGAUUUUCAUACGUGGCUGUAGCCAGCGGUUCGAAACGACACAACAUGGCCAAGAUUUACGCUGGAUUCUACGACUAUGGCGCUAAAUCCGCUAUCCCGGUCGAGAAGCAGCAAAGAGUUCCAAUGAUGCUAGUGGUAAAGUGCGGUACGCCUGACGAAGCUACCAAGGCCAAGCCAGGCAACCGAGGCAAACGUGACAGUCAAAUCAUUUUAAUGUCGUUCUUGCAGAAGGUUAUGUUUGACGAGCGCAUGACAGAAUUGGAAUUCGAAAUGUUCAAUGGUCUCUGGAAGGUUACGGGUAUAUCUCCCGAUUAUUACGAGGCAGUACUCAUGGUCGACGCCGAUACCAAGGUCUUCCCCGACAGUUUAACUCACAUGCUCUGCGCCAUGGUUCGCGACCCCGACAUUAUGGGACUUUGUGGUGAAACAAAGAUCGCCAACAAGAGGCAGAGUUGGGUAUCGGCUAUUCAGGUAUUCGAGUACUUCAUCUCUCACCAUCUGUCCAAGUCGUUCGAGUCUGUUUUCGGAGGUGUUACUUGUCUUCCAGGUUGUUUCUGCAUGUACCGCAUCAAAGCCCCGAAGGGUGCGCAAAAUUACUGGGUUCCCAUUUUGGCCAAUCCUGAUGUUGUUGAGCAUUAUUCCGAGAAUGUUGUCGACACUCUGCACAAGAAGAAUCUUUUGCUCCUUGGUGAGGAUCGAUACUUGACUACUCUCAUGUUACGAACUUUCCCCAAGCGCAAACAAGUCUUUGUACCCCAAGCAGUAUGCAAAACCACUGUUCCCGAUGAAUUCAGCGUUCUACUAUCUCAGCGACGAAGAUGGAUCAACUCCACGAUCCACAAUUUGAUGGAACUGGUUCUUGUCAAAGAUCUCUGUGGUACUUUCUGUUUCAGUAUGCAAUUUGUCGUUUUCAUCGAGUUGGUCGGUACUUUAGUGCUACCCGCGGCUAUUGCUUUCACAUUUUAUGUUGUCAUUUCUUCUAUCAUAGGACCUGUACAAACCAUACCGCUUGUACUUCUUGCAUUGAUUCUCGGUUUACCAGCGGUUCUUAUCGUUGUCACGGCCCAUUCAUGGUCAUACGUCGUAUGGAUGUUAAUCUACCUUAUCUCGCUCCCAGUUUGGAACUUUGUCCUCCCAAGUUACGCGUUCUGGAAGUUUGACGACUUCUCGUGGGGUGACACUCGAAAGACGGCAGGAGAGAAGACGAAGAAGGCUGGUAUUGAAUAUGAGGGAGAGUUUGAUAGUAGCAAGAUUACUAUGAAACGAUGGGCUGAGUUCGAACGAGAGCGACGACUUAGAGAUAACUACUGGGGAUCGAGGGAGAACGUUGUGGGUGGUAAUUAUCCUGGCAAUACUGCGUCGUACCAUCACCCUUAUGAUGAUCAGUACUAUUCGGAUGCAUGAGUCAAACGCGGAACUGAAGAUUAACGAAACGUAUUGAUAUAUAGUAUAUAGGCGGCAGUUGCUACAAGGAGAAGGGGUAAGGAGAACGGGCGGUCUUUUCGUUAUUCCAGCAAAGUUUCGAAAAUCCUUCAGUCCGAUAUUUUUUAAUAGCAUGGGGUUGAAGCAAAUGAAUGUAUAGAGAACCAAAGGGCAUUCGGCGUCAUUCAAGCGUUAUCACGAACCACAUUGUACAUAGCUAGCUCAAUAGGUUUCAUCG